GAUAUUUAAAGUUGCACUGCGCCGUAGACAGAAAAGCUGGCCUGUCGUCAACACUGAUCGGCGCCAAGGCCGCCGCGAGUCACGUUCCGGAGAUCAUCCGCAUUCCGUCAUCUUUUUCGAAUGCGACAACUCUUCUCGCUCAAUGCAAUUGUUCACGAUGAGGCCUCAGAUCUUAUUGCAUCCGCAAUUGCGCACGUUGCUUCCCCGUGGUGUGCGGAGGGAUCUUAACAGCACGAUAUUCUCUCGGCUGAAGACGACUCAACCCCCGUUUCGACUCUCCAAAAAUGAGACCCCGACUCUGAAGUCAAAGGAAAACAAUGCGACAGCUACCCGGAGCUCACCACAGUCGGCCACGACACACGCAAAGACGACUAUUCGACGAGGUCCCCCGGAGCGCAUAUUGAUCUACCAUGGCGGAACGGGCAAGACAAUCUUUCUGGGGAUGUUGCGGAUCACGACCAUCUUCCUUUUUGGUGUGUCUGUCCUGGUUGUCGCACCCGCAUUUGCGGCCGAUGAGUUUCCAUGGUAUCUAGCUCCUGCUGUUGUUGUUGGCGGAGCUCUCCCGAUGCUUUUCGUUUCCUAUACCUCUGCUCCAUUCGUGAAUUUCGUACACCUCGCUCUCCCUGCUUUUGCUCGGCGUUCAAAGGAACAUACGCUUCAAUAUGCGAAGAACCUGCCUCCUACAGCCACAUUAUACAUUAACACCAUGAAGUUCACGACGAUUCCUCGACAGACCGAGGUGCGACUGGGGGAUUUGGUUCCUGACAAAGCCAUCCUCCGUCCAGUGAGCUUUCGCAAUAAGAACCCUGCCCCCUUGCCCUGGUGGGCAGGAAAGACUCUACGGCAAUUUUACGCGGCAGAGAAGAGUCAGCCUGGCAGAGAAUCAACGACAUUCUAUCCCGAAUUGUGGGAACAUGUAUACAAGCAGAUCCAGAAGAAUCCCUUACCAAGGAAAUGAGGCUGAAGAAAAUAUCCUGUUUUAAUAUGACUGUAACAUAAAGAUCAUGAACCGCUAAGAUUUGGGUGGUGACUGAACAAUUCACUACUGCUGCUCUCGCUAAAGAAUAAGUCUUCGCAUUCACUUCUAACCAUUCACUCCUGCUGCACUUCUUCCAGAAACAUUCUGCCCAUUUUUGCUGUGACUUUCUCUCUUCCUUCCACGAGGACAGU
Molecule: messenger RNA, 1170 nt
Organism: Aspergillus pseudonomiae
Lineage: Eukaryota; Fungi; Ascomycota; Eurotiomycetes; Eurotiales; Aspergillaceae
Exons: 3
Coding region: 143-958 (271 amino acids)
Source: RefSeq, a predicted model, not a curated record